UUAGAUUACAUUUUGUACCAGUAAUCUGUGCCAUUUAAAGGUUAUGAACUUGAUAAUAAAGUGGUUAUAUCUACACUGUUACAACUACAUUGUAACUACGUACGCUCUGUUAUUAAUAUGAACGUUCCGAUGAUAUCCGGUAAUAUAUGUUAUGAAAAUUAACGGACCGAAUCGUUGAAUUGAAAAGCCAUUACAGGCUAAAUUGUAGCACGCGAGUUACUGCAAACAAAAUGAUUCCAAAUUGAAUAUUCGCUCCUAUAGAGACGAGGAUAUAAAGGUGCUGCUGGAAAUGACCUCUGAAGAAGGAUGGAGUUUUUCUGAGAUUGAUUGUAGGGCUAGCUUAAAAGUUGACCCGGAAGGAUUGCUUGUAGCAGAAGACGAGAUAGGAAUGCCCAUUGGAUUUAUCGGGCUUUUCAAUAUGACGUCAAACAUAACGUAUGUGAAUGUUUUCAUUGUACAAAAAGAUCUGCGUGGGAAAGGAAUCGGGAAGAAAUUAUGGGAAGCCAUGCUAAAGGUCACAAAAGACAACACUUUAGUCCUUGAUGGUGUUUCACAAAUGAAAGGGUGGUAUGAAAAACGGGGUUUUUCUUUUGAAGCUCACAGUGCCAGUUCCUACCAUGGAACACUUUCAUCUCAGGAAUCUGUGACUUUACAAAACCCGUAUAACAUUGUUUCUCUCUCAGACGAUAUAUGGUCAGCACUUAUUGCGUAUGAUCAGCAAAUUUACCCAUACUCCAGAGAGCAUGUUCUACGAGCAUGGUUUUGUGGGGUCGACAGAUACACCGCUGUCGCAUUUCUCGAUGAAAGCGUUGUCGGUUAUGCGAAUCUUCAUUGGAAAUCAAAGAAAGAAUGUAACAUCCGUGUAUUAAACGCUGAUAAUGACGUCAUUGCUGAUACAUUACUUCUUAAUCUGUUGCAACAUAUUCCUCUAGGUUCAAACGUUUCCUUCAUUUUAUUGGAAGAUAAACCCAUUGCAAAGUAUUUCUCAAAUUUCAAGAUUUCGGGAACUGAACAUAAACUAUUUACAAAGGAAAUAACUGGUAUUCAAACCGACAAAAUAAUAUUUCAUACGGGUCACACAAUUUAAAAGGACAUGUAAAAGAGCUAUAUGUCAGAUAUAUAAAUUUCUGAUUUGGCAUUUUAAAAGUAAUUCAAAUUAUAGUAUCCUCUUCAGAUAUGUGUUAAUGUCAAGUAACCUUCACCGCUACAAAGCUUUACACAUAUGGAUAUAUAAUAUAGAUCGAUACAUAUUUGGUGCAUAUCGUAUCGGAAUAUACAGUGAGGUACUUACAUUUUAAUUCCAAGAUAUAGCAAAAUAUCUCUUUUAACGAGAAUGUUAUGGUUGUAAAAUACUGGACCAUUUAGGAAAUUACUCACUUAUCAAGUUGGAAAUACCUUGCUAGAAACAACCUCUACAAGUUUGAGAAAAUAGAAAAUCUUUCUUUGUCUCAACAUAUUACUGACUGUUCUCUGGAAACGACAUUUUAAUAAAAAAAAGAGAUGUAUCUUGAGGAAUUGACAUUUCACUUAUUAAUCAUUACGUCAACGAAACCCCAUGUAUUGACUAAAGCAAAAAGGAUGACCACGGGCAGUUUGGCUGUUUUAUGGUCACCUCAGUCGGUACCGUGUCGUAUUUGAAACCAAGUAUUUAGUUUUUGUAAUGCUUGUCUAAAGCAAAAGCUUAAAACACGGAACGCGUGAUUAUCAUUUAAGACAUUUUUUGUGGAUAUUUAAGAGCAAUGAAAAAGAAGUUAGGCACAGUUUACGAAUAAACAACCCUUUGGUGUAGAAUAAAAUAGAAAGAAUGUAUGGUGAUUAGAUCCAUAUAUUAACUGAAUUUUGUUUAGUAUAAAUACGUUUUAUCGGAAAUAUUUUAAAAUUUAUAUACUUAUAGAGUGAAAGGUAUAUUAUGAACAGCAUAAAUGUAUUAUUUAUUUGGAUACUUCUUUGGACACUAUGCUAAGAAUCUCUUGAGCAGGUCAGUUCCACAUUUUCUGGUCAAAAAUCAACACCUAAAGUCAAUAUUCAACAUUUUGUUUUCGCUUGAAACAACUAGGUAAUUGUCAUAAUCUACGGUUGUUUAAUGUCCAACGUCAACAAAUAGUAACAGUUUACAAAUUUUUGUUUCUUGGAGUAAAUGUAUUUGUUGUCA
Mercenaria mercenaria is the source of this 2152-nucleotide messenger RNA. RefSeq lists its product as uncharacterized. The record is from RefSeq and is a predicted model, not a curated record. NCBI's taxonomy places the organism in Eukaryota, Metazoa, Mollusca, Bivalvia, Venerida, Veneridae. Bases 290 to 1087 code for a protein of 265 amino acids. Gene Ontology annotation, molecular function: acyltransferase activity, transferring groups other than amino-acyl groups. The transcript is spliced from 2 exons.